GCAAUAAUUAACCUACCCCAUUUAGAAGGCAAAUUUCCAUCGAGUCGGGUACAUAUCUUCUAUGAUAAGGAUGGCAAUAAGAAGAAAACUGAGGAUGAUUGUCACUUCUCUACCGUAAUCCGCUUCACAUCUGCAUCAGAACCGGGUAAAAAUGCCACCGUACGAAAGACGUCGACGACAACGAAAAUCAUCGACGGCAAGAAGGUGGUCACAAAACGAACAGAGAAUGAAGACGAGGAAGUAGUUGAGAUCCUGGAAGACGGCGAAUUGAAAUCGAGGACGGUAAAUCCGACGGUAGCUGUGGCAGCUGCCAACUAA
This is a messenger RNA of Cooperia oncophora, 318 nucleotides long. The record is from the annotation of a GenBank genome assembly. Lineage: Eukaryota; Metazoa; Nematoda; Chromadorea; Rhabditida; Trichostrongylidae.